AUGGCGAGUUGCAGGAGCAGCGUGGAGAAAGCAGCGGUUUUGUGCUGCUUCUUGCUGGCAAUGGGGAGCCUAACCUCCUGCGCCCGGCUGGAGGAGGAGGAAGAGCAAGAAGAGCAGCGCUCCUGUCACGGUGCCUUUGAUCUCUACUUCGUCCUGGAUAAGUCUGGAAGUGUCAGAAAUCAUUGGACAGAGAUUUACUCUUUUGUGGAAAGCCUAGCUGAGAAGUUCAUAAGUCCAAUGUUGCGGAUGUCUUUCAUCGUUUUUUCUUCACGUGGCACUACAGUCAUGAAACUAACAGAAAACAGGGAAGCCAUAAGACGAGGGCUCGACAUUCUUCAGUAUGAAGUGCCUGGAGGAGACACGUUCAUGCAUGAAGGAUUUAAAAGGGCAAAUGAGCAGAUUUACCAUGAAACCUACGGAGGAGUUCGGACUGCUAGCGUGAUUAUUGCUCUGACGGAUGGAGAAUUGCAAGACGUUCAGUUUUAUUACGCAGAACAAGAAGCCAACAGAGCCAGAAGCUUUGGAGCUAUUGUUUAUUGUGUUGGAGUGAAAGAUUUCAAUGAAACUCAGCUGUCAACAAUUGCUGACAGCAUCGAUCAUGUUUUUCCAGUUACGGGAGGCUUUUAUGCCCUAAGAGGAACCAUUGAUUCAAUUCUCAAGAAAUCUUGCAUUGAGAUCCUAGCGGCUGAACCAUCGAGCGUUUGUGCAGGAGAAUCAUUUCAAGUUGUGGUAAGAGGCAACGGCUUUUAUCAUGCAAGAAAUAUCGACCAGGUACUCUGCAGCUUCAAGCUCAAUGACAGCCUUACUAUCAAUGAAAAGCCGACCUUUGUUCAUGAUACUUACUUACUUUGUCCUGCCCCAGUGAUAGAAGAUGCUGGACAGGUGGUUUUCCUACAAGUCAGCAUGAACAACGGGCUAACGUUCAUCUCCAGCUCUGUCAGCAUCACCAGCACACAGUGUCUGACUGGGACCAUCCUUUUCAUUGCUCUCCUGAUUCUCUUUCUGCUGCUGGCUCUGGCUCUUCUGUGGUGGUUCUGGCCCCUUUGCUGCACGGUGGUGAUCAAGGAGCCGCCGCCGCCACCACCUCCAGAGCCUGAAUCAGAUGAUGAAGAUGGAUUGCCAAAGAAAAAGUGGCCAACCGUGGACGCAUCUUAUUAUGGAGGUCGUGGUGUUGGUGGGAUUAAGAGGAUGGAGGUGCGAUGGGGAGACAAGGGGUCAACAGAGGAAGGAGCAAAACUGGAGAAGCCCAAAAAUGCUAUUAUUAAAUUGCCAGAACAGGAGUAUGAGCCAUGGGAACCCAAGCCAAAAAAGCCCCACGUGAGAAAACCACCUUCCCAGCGGAAAUGGUACACUCCGAUCAAGGGCAAACUUGAUGCACUGUGGGCUUUGGUUCGACGAGGCUAUGAUCAAGUCUCUCUUAUGAGACCACAGCCAGGGGAUAAGGGAAGAUGCAUAAACUUCACUCGGGUGAAAUCAGAUGGAACCUCUGCCCCUUACAGCCCACCGCCAAAGCUGCCGCGGCGCGAUGAUGUUCCUCUCAACAAUGCUCCAAGGAAUUCUUCUCCUCCUGUGUCUCUUCAGCCCCCUUCCAGGCAGCCACCUCCUGGACCACCUCCAUCCCGAGCCCCUCCUGGACCUCCUCCUUCGCGCCCACCCCCGCAGCCCAUGGCUUAGAGUGCAGCAAAACCCUGAUUGACAAAACAUGUCUCUUUGCUGAACACAGCAUAUUUAUUGAGUAUUGGUUUACAGUUAAAGAUAUCAGAAUUUGUUGCUGGUCAGCAAAAAAAGAAGAAAGAAAAAAAAAAAAGAAAAAUUGCCAAGUGUCAAUUUUAGUGUAUGAAUAUAUUUAUACCACAC
Molecule: messenger RNA, 1857 nt
Organism: Pygoscelis adeliae (Adelie penguin)
Lineage: Eukaryota; Metazoa; Chordata; Aves; Sphenisciformes; Spheniscidae
Gene: ANTXRL
Product: anthrax toxin receptor-like
Exons: 18
Coding region: 1-1674 (557 amino acids)
Cellular component (GO): membrane
Molecular function (GO): signaling receptor activity
Source: RefSeq, a predicted model, not a curated record